ACACUUGCCCUCUCACUCACUUUCGAUAACGCUCUCUCAAUUCUCUUUGUUCUUGUUCUUCUUCCCUCUCUGUUUCUCUCUCAUUUCAAACCCAUCAAUCAAAUCCUCCUUCAAAUUCCAAGAACUUUAACUAGCUUUUCCCUCUCUUUCUCUUUAAUCCUUGUGUUUUCCCCCUUUUUCUUUUCGAGCGUAAUUUUUGUUUUUCGCUUUCUUGGUGAUUCUCACGCCAAGAAGGCUGAAGUUUGAACACGGAAAAUUAGGACAGAAUAUUGUUAGCCCUCUUUGAAUUUGAAUCUGAAAUUCUCAACUGGGUUCGAUCCGACAUGUCCGCCCAUAAUCGCCGUCCGUCGUUCUCUUCGUCGACGUCCUCUUCGUUGGCCAAGCGACAAGCGUCGGCGUCGUCGUCGGACAAUGUCGGGAAGGUUAUGGCAGUUCCGCCACACUUGGCGAAGAAGCGAGCGCCACUCGGUAACCUCACGAAUCUUAAGAAUGGUUCUCACAGUGCGGCGAAAAGCUCUGUUCCGCCUGCUAUUAUGGUACCUUGUGCAUCAAAAAUUGUCAAGGCCAGAAAGGGUUCCCCUGCUAGAACUCGUAGCACAAACUUGCCAGCAAAUAAUACGCCCGCCUUGGCAUUGCUUGAUGUCAAAACAAAUAAUGUGCCUGCCCUGCUCCAUGUCAAAACGAAUAAUACACCGAGUGUAGUUGCCCCUAGCAAUGUUACAGCAUUCUCUAGGAAUGCUGCCACCACCGUCUCUAGUAGUAUGGAUGUCUCUCCGACUAAAUCAGAUGGAGUUUCAGUUUCUUUAGAUGAAACUAUGUCUACGUGUGAUUCUUUCAAGAGUCCCGAGGUCGAAUACAUGGACAACAAUGAUGUCCCAGCUGUUGAUUCCGUUGAGAGGAAAACUAAAAUCAGUCUAUGCAUUUCAGAUCACGCACCACCAGUGAAAGGUAGUAUAUGCAAUAGAGAUGUACUUGCAGAAAUGGAAACAGAUGGCGGUAUUGUCGAUCUCGAUACUGAUUUCAUGGAUCCCCAACAAUGUGCUACAAUCGCUUGUGAUAUUUACAGGCACUUAAGAGCAUCUGAGGCAAAGAAAAGGCCGUCCACAGACUUCAUGGAAAAGGUUCAGAAGGACAUAAGUUCAAAUAUGCGUGCCAUACUGAUUGAUUGGCUUGUGGAGGUAGCAGAGGAGUAUAGGCUUGUGCCAGAUACUCUAUAUUUGACCGUGAACUACAUAGAUCGAUACCUAUCUGGAAACUCGAUGGAUCGACAAAGGUUACAGUUGCUUGGAGUUGCUUGCAUGAUGAUUGCUUCAAAAUAUGAAGAGAUCUGUGCACCUCAAGUGGAAGAAUUUUGUUACAUAACUGAUAACACAUAUUUUAAAGAAGAGGUAUUGCAAAUGGAAUCUUCUGUUUUGAAUUACUUGAAGUUCGAAAUGACAGCUCCAACAGCAAAGUGUUUCUUAAGACGAUUCGUUCGUGCUGCUCAAAGCGCCACCGAUGAGGUUUCAUCAAUGCAGUUGGAAUGCUUGGCCAACUUCCUCGCCGAAUUGUCUCUUUUAGAAUACAGUAUGCUCUGCUACACCCCAUCGCUUAUAGCCGCCUCCGCAAUUUUUUUGGCAAAGUUCAUGCUUCUCCCGAAUGAGAGACCAUGGAACUCCACAUUGCAGCAUUAUACACAUUACCAGCCAUCCGAUCUCGUCGACUGCAUUAAGGACUUGCAUCGCCUCUGCUGCAACAGCCAAAAUUCUAGCUUACCAGCCAUCAGAGAGAAAUACAGCCAACAUAAGUACAAGCACGUGGCAAAGAAGUACUGCUCCCCGUCGAUACCCCCGGAGUUCUUCCAGAAUCAAACACACUAGAUUUGUACACCAAUGUACUGUUGGAUAGUAGCUGCCUGACUUAACAGCAGAAUAGAGACUAGAGAAGACUAGAGACAUAAAAUGCCCCUCCCUCCACCCAUUUUUGUGGAUCUGCUUCCCCACUUUGAAUUGGAAGGGUUCUCUUCAUAGCUUUGAUGUAGGCCAAUGCCACUGGCUUUUCUGCAUAAAGUCGUUAUCUCGGCGGUUUUUUGGUAACGUUGUAGCGAAUUAUGGAAUACCAAUAUGGCUGAGAUUUGUACAAAGAAAAGAAGUUCAUCAUAAGCUUAUCAUCCUUCCUCUUAAUUUGAUGAUACUAAGAGCAUUACAUUACAAUGAUGGGGCAGCCAAGAAAUGUCUUUUAACAGUAGAUAAUUAGUACAAACUAUGGAAGAAUAAAAAAGUACUCCAUUAUUUAUGUACCAAAUUUUCAGUUAUAUUAACACUAGUAAUCUUCCACUGAAAAGAGACUAUCUGCAGCUGCCAUCUGUUUGAGGUAUUGUUUAGAGAAUGGGUUUUGGGCUCGGGCCCAGUGGGCAUUAGCGGCUGCAUUGAGGCCCGGUUAAGCCGGGCCCAAUACCAUUAUUUGGCUUUUGAUUGAGCCAGUGGCAAUCUUCAAAGCCGCAGGGUGCCACGUCAUGUAGGCUCUCCACGUUUACAGGAUUUAUGUAACGUGGGCUCCACGCGGGAGUUCCGUCCUCGUAGGAGUUGUGCGUCAGCCUCUGAAGAUCGGAGCCGUCCAAUUUGAUGGUGAAGAUCUCACCGUAGGGUUGAUAGUGAUGUGGGUUCGAGA
This is a messenger RNA of Momordica charantia (bitter melon), 2649 nucleotides long. RefSeq names its product CYCLIN A1;2 (gene CYCA1;2). NCBI's taxonomy places the organism in Eukaryota, Viridiplantae, Streptophyta, Magnoliopsida, Cucurbitales, Cucurbitaceae. The record is from RefSeq and is a predicted model, not a curated record.